UACAGAGAGAGGGAGCGAGAGGUGUCACUAACACAACAAACUUCACAGGAUUUAAAGGAAGAAAGAAAACAAAUCAAAAAAAGGAGUACAAUGGCUUGAAAGGGAGGAGAAGGUCUGGAUAUAUUUCCUUUCUUGUGGGAGUGGAGGAGUUUCAAUGUGAGAGAGAUUCUACUUGUCUCCUUUCCUGUCUCUCAUCAUGGUGGACCUGUUCUUAGACCGAGUUCUGGUAGAGAACAACUGGGACCAGGAUGAACACAACACGGAGCGUGAGAUGAUCGGGCUCCUCGAGAACCGCAUCCUGUUGCUGUUCUUUGCUUCUGCCGAGUGCAGAAAGUGCCAGGAGUUUGUACCUGUUCUAAAUGACUUCUUUAAGAGACUGAAAGACCCGGCGUACAUCGAAUACCCCAAACUCCUGGCGCUCAUCUACAUCAGCUUGGAUCAGUCAGAGGAGCAACAGGAGAGAGUCCUCAAAGAGAUGCACAAAAAGGUUCUGUUUCUGGCCUUUGAGGACCCUUAUAGGAGGGAGCUGCAGGCCAUGUUUAAGGUGAAGGACGUACCAACAGUAGUGGUCCUGCGUCCUGACGGCUCUGUCCUCUCUCCAAACGCUGUGCAGGACAUCUGUCGCUACGGUUCUGACUGUUUCUGCAACUGGCAGGAGUCGGCCGAGCUCGUCGAGAGGACCUUCAUGCUCAAUGAAGACUAUGACAACCUACCUCCCUUUCGAAGCGCCACCGACCCCGUGAGGAGGCUCAAGUACAAGACAGAGGACGACAAGAGGAAAACGAAUUGGUGGAACUUGUGGGGGAAAGGGAAAGAUGGAAAUAAAGAGGAGGAGGAGGAAGAUGGGACAUGGGAUGCCAAGAAAAAGGAGGGAAAUAAAGGAAUAUGGAGAAGAAGAUGAGGAGAAAAAAGUCUCCAUACUGUAUAGAAAAAUAUUGUGUAUGAAAUAAUCUUGCUACUAUUACUGCUUUCCUGUUCUUACUGCUAGGCACUGGACACUUUAAUGGAGUUUGAAUGAUAAAGAUAAUAAUUUUGCUAUUGUUAUCAUGAAUAUUUUGACUAUUACCAUUAUUGUUUUUACUGUAAACCAUUUCUGCUCAUGUAAACCUCCAUAAAUCAGUGUUUCUGUAUUAACUGUGCUUUACAUGACUGUAUGUAGUGAAAAUGAAUCUCUUAUAAUGACCACUGUUCAGCUCUAUAGGCAUUUUCUGUUGUUUUUGUCCUCUUUUAGCCCAUUUUAUUUCUUUUUUGCGAGUUAAGCAAGUCCCAUAACUCCAUUUCCAGCAGCAUCAGACAGCUGUCUGCAGAUUUAAAAAAAAAGAGUGCAGUGCAGUGAAAAGUACAGCCAAAAACCAACAGGCUGUAUCUUACUGCCCAGCAUGGUAAAACAAACAAGGUGAAAAAAAUCCAAUUUGUGCGGCUAAUGGCCCAGAUAUUCACUUUUUCUGAGUAGUUGUUGGAGGCAGAGAUGAAAGCCAAAAAUAGAGCUAAAAUGGGAGUGAAUGGAGUUAAAUUCAUCAAACAACAACUCCCAGUGGAGGAUGAUGUCUGCAGGAUGUGUAAACAGGCAACUAUUUUCAAUCAGGGUUGGAUUUUUCUGUUUUUUAGGAAGUUUUUAGAUGCCAAUUGGUCCAAAAAAAACAAACCCCACAGACAUGUAUUAUUGUAGCUUAAACUGAAUCCAGGUGCUGGCGCCUGCUGGGGUUGUAGUUGAAGUUAAUAUCUUUGUCAAGCACUGUGCAAGAGUUGUUUUUUUUUUUUUUGCAUUAUUUUGCUAUUCUUUGUUAACUGUGAAGUGUCUCCACAGAUUUUAAUUUUGUUACUAAAUAGCAGAGAUGGGAACUUGGACUUGUGACUCAGACUCAGACUCGAGUUCCGAUUUUAUGACUUUUUGACUCGAUUUGAUGAAAUCAAAAAAAACUUGGACUUGCUUGGACUCUCAGCUCAGUGACUCUAGACUUGGACUCGACUCAAACCCUUUGACGAGUCAUGUCGAGUCAUAAUGGUACUUUUUUUUUUAAUUAAAAUUGUGAUGUAUCAA
Molecule: messenger RNA, 2041 nt
Organism: Acanthochromis polyacanthus (spiny chromis)
Lineage: Eukaryota; Metazoa; Chordata; Actinopteri; Pomacentridae
Product: nucleoredoxin-like protein 1
Exons: 4
Coding region: 197-901 (234 amino acids)
Biological process (GO): photoreceptor cell maintenance
Cellular component (GO): mitochondrion
Source: RefSeq, a predicted model, not a curated record